GUGAACUUUGGAAUUCGUAUCGCAAUUUUGUAAAACUUUUAUUUCACAUUUCAAUUUUCUUAAUUCUUAUUAACAUUGUUAAAAUAAUAAAAAAAUGAAUCAAUUAGGAGUAAUUACUAGGCACUUUUCGUGUUCUUCAGCCGUCCAAAGCGCAAUUAAAAAUGUAACAGUUAUAGGAGGUGGACUAAUGGGAUCCGGUAUAGCUCAGGUAGCUGCACAGGCUGGUCAGAAUGUUACACUAGUUGAUGUCAACGGAGAUAUCUUGGCAAAGGCCCAGAAAUCGAUCGGCAACAACCUUGGCCGUGUCGCUAAGAAGAUGUACAAAGACAAUCCACAGGAAGGAGAGAAGUUCGUUUCCGAGUCUAUGGGCAGGAUCAAAACGGCCACAGACCCUGUAAGCGGCUCACAGACUGCUGACCUGGUGGUCGAGGCUAUUGUGGAGAAUAUUGACAUUAAACACCAGCUAUUCCAAAAAUUAGAUCAAGUAGCUCCGGACCAUACAAUUUUUGCAUCAAACACUUCCUCUCUCUCUGUUAAUGAAAUUGCUGCAGUGGUCAAGCGGAAAGACAAGUUUGGUGGAUUACAUUUCUUCAACCCAGUACCAGUAAUGCGUUUACUAGAAGUUGUUCGUGGUACGGAGACAUCUGAAACUACAUAUAGAAGCAUGAUGGACUGGGGCAAAGCCCUGGGAAAGACUUGCAUCACCUGCAAGGAUACACCUGGAUUUGUCGUCAAUAGGCUACUGGUGCCUUAUAUUGCUGAAGCUGUCAGAUUGUUUGAAAGAGGUGAUGCAUCAGCGAAAGACAUUGAUAUCGCAAUGAAAUUGGGAGCAGGGUACCCCAUGGGUCCAUUAGAGUUAUUAGACUAUGUAGGACUGGAUACAACUAAAUUCAUCCUGGAUGGCUGGCACAAGAAGUACCCUGAUCAGCAACUAUUCAAACCUAUACCUUUAGUAAACAAACUAGUGUCUGAAGGGAAAUUAGGUGUAAAGACUGGUGAAGGUAUCUACAAAUAUGAAAAAAAAUAAACUGAAGUUUUUAUAAAUUUUUGAAACAUUUUUUGUAUAUCAUGUAAGGAUAAUUGAGAGCUUAUUUAUGAUGAUAAUAAAAGAUUAUAUUUUUUUA
Molecule: messenger RNA, 1124 nt
Organism: Papilio polytes (common Mormon)
Lineage: Eukaryota; Metazoa; Arthropoda; Insecta; Lepidoptera; Papilionidae
Gene: 3HCD
Product: hydroxyacyl-coenzyme A dehydrogenase, mitochondrial-like
Exons: 5
Coding region: 95-1027 (310 amino acids)
Biological process (GO): fatty acid beta-oxidation
Cellular component (GO): mitochondrion
Molecular function (GO): NAD+ binding; (3S)-3-hydroxyacyl-CoA dehydrogenase (NAD+) activity
Source: RefSeq, a predicted model, not a curated record